This is a messenger RNA of Rhipicephalus sanguineus (brown dog tick), 568 nucleotides long. RefSeq lists its product as uncharacterized. Bases 54 to 551 code for a protein of 165 amino acids. Gene Ontology annotation, molecular function: amine binding. The transcript has 5 exons. The record is from RefSeq and is a predicted model, not a curated record. Lineage: Eukaryota; Metazoa; Arthropoda; Arachnida; Ixodida; Ixodidae. Gene Ontology annotation, biological process: symbiont-mediated perturbation of host defenses.
CUGCAGUGAGGCGGGUCUCACUGCUUACUUGGCUGGCCGCGUUGCCAGUUUCAAUGGUAUUUGGAGCUCUGCACGCUCCAGGGGGACCCCAGAAACUUCCGAGAGUGACAGCGGACACCUACAAGGUAUUCGCCAGUUUUCCAUACGCAGUAGGCAUCUCCGCUGCGCCAGAAUCCACAAAGCUUUCUUGUCUCUCCGCUAGGCAACUUGAGAUUGAUCCCAAAGCGAAGACAACAACUUAUCUCUGGAACUUUCCUUCGCUUGGCCUUGAGAUUCCGUUCAAGGUAAAAGCAGCAGAAAAGCCCGGAACUAUGACGUUUACGGUUGGAGAAGAUUCGACGCAAAGAGAGGGCAUCCUUUACUACACCGAUUACAAGGAUUGUGCUAUUGCGGAUUUAGAGUACGAUGGACAUGUGUGUCUACUCUGGGCAAGAAGAGAAGUGAAGGAUUCAGUUCCGCAACGCUGCAUCAGCUAUUAUGAAGACACGUGUGGUGUGAAGGUUAAACAGCACAGCAGAGACCUUUGUCGUGAUGGAGAAGGCGAUUAUUAGGUGAUAUUGAUUACUUA